AUGGACUUGCAAGAGUUGGUCGUGGAGAGCCUCCUGCGUCCGUUCUUCUCGCACCAGUUGGUCGAGUUUGAAUGUGCGCUCUAUGAUUUCGCAAGGGCAGAUGUGCAUAAUCAGUUCUUCGACAGUCACUUGCAGUUGAUAGUGGACUCGCAAACAGCUCUGUUUCAUGCAAUGCUCCGCCUCUCACUAGUAUCAUGGAGAUGGUUUACACGCCUAUCGCGACUCUUCAGCAAUCACGUCUCGAUAUCAGUGUCGCCACACGGCAGCGGUGCCCCAGAGUGCACUCUCUACCUCUCCCAACCAUUCCAGAUGCAUCACAUCUAUCACACGAUGUGGAGCUUUCGGCCUCGUUUCGCCAUCCCGUCAUCCCUGGUGCGCGCCUCUGUGCCGCACAAUCUGUACUCACUAUUCCAGCCAUCCUAUACCAAUCGCAUCUCACUUGUGCUCAGACAGGAACACAGCGACAUCCCGACACUCCUCGGUCUCUUCCCCAACGUCGCACGCGUCGAUGUCUACGCCCUCUACCCCUGCAUUGAGUCUGCCAGUCGCUACAUCAAACAGCUCAGCUCCCCACCCAUGGCGACACUCACCGCAUUCUUUGACUGGGCAUCGCAAUACUCGAUCUUGGAGGAGUGGAAUUGGCAGCAGAUACCGACACCGACACAUCACAAUGGCCGUCGGCAAUUGGACGGCUCAUCUCUGUAUGGCCACACCCAUCUCGUCCUUCCGAGUUGCUGCGCAGCCAUCCCGUCAUAUGCACAGAAUGCCUGCCAAUCUGCAUCACAGGUCUCAAUCACAUUGAUCGAGCACCACGAGAGCCCAUUCGAAGAAUACAUGCGACACCAUUUACCCGGUCUGCUGCCGGACAUUGCGAGCAUUGGCGCAUUCCUGCAAGAAGUGGACCUUGGCGAUCAUGCCGUGUCUCCAGCGCUGCUCGCCAACAUUGUCAGAGGCGCCAUCAACAUCAAGUCAAUCGUUGUCAAACUGGCCUUUGACGAGCAGCAGGAGGACCAGGCGCGCGAGCCUCAAUACUGGGAGAUGUGUAGUGCUCUGGCGACGUCGCCACAUCUCGCCAAGCUGGCACUAUCCCUACGUGUGCAGUUGGUCCAUGGAACCGACCCCGAUGAUACACUGCUGCCCAAGGGCUUCUACAAACUGCAAUCGAUCAACUCUUUCAAAGGAGCUGGGCCAUCGGUCAUCCAUUCGCACUCUGCUUCUUUCGAGACCCAUCACACAGACAUUCACCUCUCUCUCUGCGUUGCAGAGUCUGCUCAGGGCCACGCAGACACUUCGUUCUCUAUUCACAUCCUUUACGAGUACGAUGUGGAGGAUGUCAUCCUGGCCGCACUCUCCAACGACAAUUCAAUCGAUCACUUCAAACUCACUGGCCCUGGAGAUAUGAAUUGGAAGGAGGGCGGGAAGCAUCGGUGUAUUGCUGCCAUCAAGGCAAACGAUCACAUCCAAUCGCUGGAAUGCGACGUGCUUGGCCGUGACUACAUCAAGGCGAGGCAAUUUCCAUCGAUCCAACGGAUGGACUACUCAUUCUUCCUCUAG
Molecule: messenger RNA, 1554 nt
Organism: Acytostelium subglobosum LB1
Lineage: Eukaryota; Evosea; Eumycetozoa; Acytosteliales; Acytosteliaceae
Exons: 2
Coding region: 1-1554 (517 amino acids)
Source: RefSeq, a predicted model, not a curated record